Orussus abietinus is the source of this 5949-nucleotide messenger RNA. RefSeq names its product glucose transporter type 1 (gene Glut1). Bases 480 to 2966 code for a protein of 828 amino acids. Lineage: Eukaryota; Metazoa; Arthropoda; Insecta; Hymenoptera; Orussidae. The transcript has 16 exons. Gene Ontology annotation, cellular component: membrane. The record is from RefSeq and is a predicted model, not a curated record. Gene Ontology annotation, molecular function: hexose transmembrane transporter activity. Gene Ontology annotation, biological process: monosaccharide transmembrane transport.
CAGCGGCUCGAGUCCCGAGGGCGUCGCGACCGUGCAGGCGGGCUCGCGAGUUCGGCGAUGGUAUCCCCGGGUCGUGCCCAGGACGCCGCCUACGGGGGAGUCGCCCUCGACGCCGAGCCCCCCAGCCCGCGCAGCGCCGACUGAGGCUCGACCGCGGAUGUUUGCUGACUUCUCCUCGGAAAGCUGUCUCCCAUGGUCCAAGAAAUUCCAUCUCCUAAGGCUUAUAGCGAUUAACGACGCGGAGGAAGGCGGUUCGUCGCGCGAUCGGCGCUCGGGCGCAGCUUCCGGUUCCGGGGCGAUCCUCUUCUACGCCGACCACGUGGGCUCCCCUUAUCGUCGCAUGGCCGAGGAUCGAAACGUCCAGCCGAUAAGCGGUCGCGAUCGAUCGACGCCUCGCUGGGGUAAGAACGACCGAAGGAGUCGCGAGUCGUAGCAGAACGCAAAAUGGACAACAAACGUUUCAAGCAGCAGGACGAACGAUGGUCGAUUCACGCGGCUUCAGGCCGAUAAGCCAGUCGUGGAACGUCGCCGUCGCGGUGGAGCGGGUGCGGGAGCUCGACUCGGAGUGCCUCUACGAGGAGAUCUCCGGGUUCUCCGGGGCCGACGAGUUGGAGCGCCGUCAGCAGCAGCACCGGCACCAGCAUCAGCACCUGCAGAGGAUCCGAGGGGACGAGGAGGAGGAGGAGUGCGACUGCGUCGGCAGGAGGGGACCGUACCGGUCCAGGGUGGACAGGCGACAUGGGGGCCGCUUUGCCCACGGGGAGUCCAGAGAGAGUCUCGCGUACCCCGCGGCUGGUGCCCCCUUCAAGCUGACCAGGGGGCGCAGCGCCCACUCCCGGUACCCCCCCUCGGCCAUCCCCAGGUACCACCACGGACACCACCUCUACCACUCGGCCAGCACGUCCCCGCGUCACGGAUUCGGCCGCGGCGCGUUCAGUAAUGAGACGCAGGAAGAAAUUCAAGAGGACGACGAAGCCACGCUUAGGGAGCUCCUCGUAAGUUUGCAAAAACAGGUCAGCGUGAUGAGUAUGAACUUGACCGCCAAGCUGGACGAGCUACAGCGCGGCGACCGCCAGCUGGAGACCACCGUCGCGCUCUGCGAGAUUCGGACCCAGCUGCAGGAACUCACCAAGAGCGUCGAGUCCUGUCAGAGCGAGGUCAGCGAGGUCAAGCGGGAUAUGGUGGCCAUCAAGCACGAAUUGGAUACGGUGCAGCAGGUGAAGGAGGAGAUAGAGGAGCUGAGGGAAUACGUGGAUCGUUUGGAGGAGCACUCGCAUCGACGGAAACUUCGCCUCCUAGAGCAGGGGUUAACGUUUUUCCUGUCGUACGCGAUUCUGGCGUCGAUGUUAGGUAUGCUGCAAUUCGGAUACAACACGGGAGUGAUCAACGCGCCGGAAGUGAACAUUGAGAACUUCAUGAAGGACGUGUACAAGGACAGGUAUGGAGAGGACAUCUCGGACGACUCCGCCAAGACGUUGUACUCGGUGGCGGUGAGCAUAUUCGCCAUCGGCGGAAUGCUCGGUGGUAUCAGUGGAGGCAUCAUUGCCAACAGAUUUGGCAGAAAAGGGGGCUUACUGCUAAACAACGUGCUGGGCAUCGUGGGGGCAUGUCUGAUGGGUUGCACCAAGGUCGCGCACUCUUACGAGAUGCUGUUCUUCGGGAGGUUCAUCAUCGGCGUCAACUGCGGACUGAACACCUCGCUGGUCCCCAUGUACAUAUCGGAGAUAGCACCGCUGAACCUGAGAGGUGGCCUGGGCACGAUGAACCAGCUCGCUGUUACGGUGGGCCUCUUGAUCUCCCAGGUGCUGGGCAUCGAGCAAAUUCUUGGUACAAACGAGGGCUGGCCCGUUCUCUUAGGAUUAGCCGUCGGCCCUUCCGUCAUGCAACUAGUGCUACUUCCCAUGUGUCCGGAAUCGCCGAGGUAUUUGCUCAUCACGAAGCAGUGGGAGGAGGAGGCCAGGAAGGCGCUGAGGAGGCUGAGGGCCAGCAACCAAGUCGAGGAGGAUAUCGAGGAGAUGAGGGCCGAAGAAAGGGCCCAACAGGCCGAAUCCACCAUCUCGAUGAGGGAACUUAUUUGCAGCCCCACCCUGAGGAAGCCGCUGGUCAUCGGGGUGGUCAUGCAGCUCUCGCAACAACUGUCGGGGAUCAAUGCUGUGUUCUACUAUUCGACUAAUCUCUUCACCAGCUCCGGGCUGACGGAUGAAAACGCCAAGUUCGCGACCAUCGGCAUUGGCGCCAUUAUGGUCUGCAUGACGCUCGUUUCCAUUCCUUUGAUGGACCGAACCGGGAGGAGAACGUUGCACCUCUACGGUUUGGGUGGCAUGUUCAUCUUUUCCAUAUUCAUCACCAUUUCGUUUCUUAUAAAGGAGUUUUUCGGUUACGUGCAGGAGAUGAUCGACUGGAUGUCCUACCUGUCGGUGGUCUCGACGCUGAGCUUCGUGGUGUUCUUCGCGGUGGGGCCCGGUUCCAUCCCGUGGAUGAUCACGGCCGAGCUCUUCUCGCAAGGCCCCAGGCCUGCCGCCAUGUCCAUCGCAGUGCUCAUCAACUGGAUGGCCAAUUUCUUGGUUGGCAUCGGCUUCCCGAGCAUGAAGACCAGCCUUGAAAACUACACGUUCCUACCGUUCAGUGCAUUCCUAGCUUUCUUUUGGAUCUUCACGUACAAGAAGGUUCCUGAGACCAAAAACAAGACCUUCGAGGAGAUUCUUGCCUUGUUCAGGCAUGCCAACGACAGCAGGAGCAGUUUGCGGGACAGCAGAUUAUAUGGGAGCAUGCUAAACUGUGUGAAUGCGUUAGAGGGACACAUACCACCGGCAGAGAGUGCAGCCCUGGUGGUGGCCGAGGAGAAGCCACAUCCAGAUUCAUUUGUGUUUGCAGCUGGCUCCGAGUCCUCUUCCGGCGCACCCGCUCAACCGGAGAGGCCACCGCCCCCGCUUCCCCCGCCACGCUUUCCGAGCAGCGGUGUCUGACAAUGGGAAAUUCCACUUAAUAUCGGGAGGUUUGCGAGGAGGAGGAGGCCGCUGGCGAUGGCGCUGCUGCUGAGCUCGAGCGGCUUCACCCUGGAACACCACCUCUGCGAGAUGAUCGUGGAGCGCGGCAAGGCCUGCGCCAGGUUCCUCCGGAAGGGCGCCCCCGGGGCCCCGGCCCCCCCUGCCCCACGCGGCUGAGAGUCAGUGCCUACCCGCUCCAGGAGGGACCCCCGACCGGACUACGACCGGACUACGAGACCCCUAGAUAGUCGUGGCCGUCUGUAGAUAAUUAGCGGUAAUUCGGAGGGGCUGUGUAAAUUAUUCGGGGACGCGAGCCUUUUUUACGGCGAGUCGCUCGGCUCGAUUCGGGCCCGGCCCCCGGGCGAGAGCGAAAGACUUGUAGGUGUAAGGGAAGGUUUUCGACCCGGGCGGGAACGUCGAGGAAGUGUUCUAUUCUUCGUCUAAGCUUCAUGGUGCUCGGUCGGGCCCGGAUAAGGGCAGAUUCAGUUGUGCCAUCGUUUAGUUCGGACUCUAAAUUUCAAACUUGACGACGAUCGCUCUCGUCGUAAACGCCGGACGGUGCACGCGUGAAGGUGGAUUCACGCGUGAUUCGCAAGGAAACGUUGUCUUUUGUCGGACCGCGCUAAUGGACCUUUGGGUGUAUUUCACGUUUUCAGUUACUCGGAAAACCUUCCCUUAUAUGUACAUAGGUGUAUAUAAUUGUGUACUUUAACCGUUUGUACGGUAUCGUUAUUCGGCACAUUUUUAAUGAUCUUACAUUACUCGGUAGAAUGACUCGGUUGUCCGGGAAAGGAACUUUCCGAUUAAUUUCCUUAGUGAGAACGAUAUUUUUCCCCCGCAAUUAACAUUGAAUGUUUUGCAGAACUCGCACCGAUUAAUUGUCGAGGAACCUCGUGCAACCUCUCACCGUGCGCUUACGAUUCUCUGAACCAAUUUAUAAAUAAUACGACGUGUUUGUACCGACAUGGCGGGAAAGAUGUCGUAACGUAUAGGUAACGUAACGUUUAGCGUAGCGAGUACGAGUAACGAGAGACGAAGGAAAUUGAAUAGAAGAAGAAGGAGGAGGAAGAGAGAGACUUUUACUUAUAGGCUAUCCAAGUCACACGGAAUCAGUGAGAAAGGCAAUAACGCUAUUGAACUGAAAACAUGCUAAUUGUAGGUUUCCUCGCAUUAUAGUAUUAUCGGACUUUACAUUACGAGUAUUAAUCUAGGCUAGGCAUAGCGAUUAGACGAUAGCGGUGUACUUGCGAGCUAACGAGUCCGACGAGUACCGCGCAAAAACUGGAAGAAACGAUACGAGGUGCAGAGAAAAGGAGAGACGGAUUGUCUUUGGUUCACGCAAUGGCUGUACAAUAACCGCGGGCCGAGUAAUGCUAGCAUAUCCAUUUUUCAAUUGUUAUAAGCUUAUAAACUCACUAUAUAGCGGGACGCAAGUGCAAGUACCCUGGCUCGAAUUAAAUAUGCAAGCACCCCGUCUUCGCGACUUUAUCGGUUCGCGCCUCGGAAAAGAAGUCCUUUCCUGCGUUUCGCAUCCCGCAAACGAGAAUUCUAAACACCGCGGGUGCAUUUCCGAAAAGCGGAUACCUCCGUUUCAAAUUAAUCGGAGGUGUCCGCUUUUCGAAAGCGUAUCCAACACCGCAGCUUCCGACGAAUACCGAAUUAGGAGAGAAAGAGAGAGUCCCGAAGGGACUAUAAACCCCUUGGAAUGAUCGAAAAAAAAAAGGACUUGCCGAUCAACGAACGAACUCGAAGGACGUGCCUCUGGCACCAGUCUCGAUAUCGUGGGUGGAAUCCAUGCCGAUCGGUUAUCCUUGCAUAGCUAGGUUCGAGUCAACGGCCAUCUUGAACUCGUCGACACGAAAUGGGUUGAGCCUUAAGAAGUUUGGAUCGUUCCAUCGUGCGAGUGAUUGCGAUUUUUAAAAUAAGUUCACUGCCAUGCAUCGACUUGCGCACCUGCAAAAGCGCCAAUAUUCCAAACGUGGAUGUGUACUAUUAUGUGAAAAAUACUUAUCGUAACGUGAUUAUACUCAGAAAAUGAUGCUAAUCGGUUCGGCUCGGACGUCGGUACGUCGAGGUGCAGGUGGAAAGAAAAAAAAAAGGAAACGGGGAAAACGUCGAAAGUAAAUGUUGCGUGAUGUCAAUCGCUGGGCUCAAUUUUCAAUAUUAAAUCCGGAAGUAGUACCGAUGAUAAGGUAAAUCCAAAAUACGCGCACCACCACCCGUCCGAGUCGCGUUAAUUAGCGUUACGUUAAACUAACUAGCGUAUAUUAAUAUGAAGGGUGAUAUACGGAUACGGAAAGAAAAAAAAAGAGAAAUCGAUUGCAGAGCCAUUAUAUACCGCAUGAAAAUGUCGACGACAGCCAGUCUCGAAGUUUUCGUCGUUUUCAUUGACUAUCGAGUCGCGUCCUUCCCAUGGAUUUCCUCUUCCACGAAGAUCGAAGGUUAGUUGUCUCUCUCGUUGUCGUGGAGCCAUUUCCUAUUGAACGUGCGGUUGAAAUUAUAUUUCUUGUUAUUUCCCCUCCUUGAAGAAAUUGUUGACUCGUUGUAGCAAUAGCGUUAUCCUGUUGAGAAGAUUUUACAUUAAUCUAGGGACGGUUACGUUUUAGGGGAACUGUAAUUACAAUGGGAUUGACGUUUUAAUACUUUAGGUAGUUCUCGUUGCGUACUUUGGUUUCGAUGUAUCCGUGAGAAUAAUUCUUGGGGACGAAUUCUUUCCUUUCGGCAUCGACUCGCGCUUCGCGGAUCCGCGACACAUUUUCAAUUUAUAUAAGGCUCUGUGAUUUAUAUAUAAAUAUAUAAAUAUGCUAGUAACGAUUAUUCAUAAUAUACCGUUAUGUAUUACCGAUUACCUACUUAUUUAACUUGUAGUCUCAAUUGUGUACAGUAAGUAACACUUGAUACGAACGAGACAUGUUCACCGUACCUCGUUACGAGUUUGUAGAUAAAACAGUAAUAUCAGAAA